GUUACUUGAAGUAAUUAUAGGCCAAUUUUACUAUGUUAAAAUGUUACUAGAAACAUUAUCAAGUCCUAGGUGGUGACCUAUUUAUUAAAACAGAAUUGUUCCAAAUUUUUCCUGAUCCCCUGCGGAAUAUGGUAAGUAUUUAAUAAAUGAAAAGGAAUGCCUACCUGACCAGGAAUUAAAAGGCCCUGGACCAGCUCUAAGCAUCCUAUGUUACAGAGUUUUAGAAAAUAUACAAAGUAAUCCUUCAAAUGGAAAAAGUUGAGUUGCACAUAGAAGAUGCAUCUUACCCCAAAAAUAUUACUGACUGCAUGAUUCAGACUUUCCCAUGGUUUGGCAUGGACAUUGGGGGGACUCUAGUAAAGCUCUCCUAUUUCGAACCUAUUGAUAUCACAGCAGAGGAAGAACAAGAAGAGGUUGAGAGCUUAAAAAGUAUCCGGAAAUAUUUGACUUCUAAUGUAGCAUAUGGAUCCACUGGUAUUCGGGAUGUACACCUUGAACUGAAGGAUUUAACACUUUUUGGCCGAAGAGGGAACUUGCACUUUAUCAGAUUUCCAACCCAUGACCUGCCUACUUUUAUCCAAAUGGGAAGAGAUAAAAACUUCUCAACAUUACACACGGUGCUAUGUGCUACAGGAGGUGGUGCUUACAAAUUUGAAGAAGAUUUCCGCACAAUUGGAAACCUCCACCUGCACAAACUGGAUGAACUUGACUGCCUUGUAAAGGGCUUGCUGUAUAUAGAUUCUGUCAGUUUCAAUGGACAAGCAGAGUGCUAUUAUUUUGCUAAUGCCUCAGAACCUGAGCGAUGCCAAAAGAUGCCUUUUAACUUGGAUGAUCCCUAUCCACUGCUGAUAGUGAACAUUGGUUCAGGAGUCAGUAUUUUAGCAGUCCAUUCCAAAGACAACUAUAAACGAGUAACCGGGACAAGCCUUGGAGGAGGUACCUUUCUGGGUUUAUGCUGUCUGUUGACUGGCUGUGAAAGUUUUGAAGAGGCUCUUGAAAUGGCAUCCAAAGGUGACAGCACCCAAGCCGACAAACUGGUCCGUGAUAUUUAUGGAGGAGAUUAUGAAAGAUUUCGUCUGCCAGGUUGGGCUGUAGCAUCUAGUUUUGGGAAUAUGAUUUAUAAGGAGAAGCGAGAAUCUGUUAGUAAAGAAGAUCUAGCAAGAGCAACUUUAGUUACUAUCACCAAUAACAUUGGGUCUGUGGCACGAAUGUGUGCUGUUAAUGAGAAAAUAAACAGAGUUGUCUUUGUCGGAAACUUUUUACGUGUCAAUACUCUCUCAAUGAAACUUUUGGCAUAUGCACUGGAUUAUUGGUCAAAAGGUCAACUGAAAGCAUUGUUUCUAGAACACGAGGGAUACUUUGGAGCAGUUGGUGCACUUCUUGGGCUGCCAAAUUUCAGCUAAAAAGCAUCCGGUUUCUCUCUGCUAAUAAAUGUCAUCCAAGAGGAACUGAAAACCAGAGGCAUCAUUACUGGGAACCAAAGGAUAACAGAGUAGCACUACUGCUGUUGAUUUUUAAAUGUCAGAAUGGUAAGCUGCUGAAAGUUGCCAUAUUAAAAGAGAGCUUGGUAACGUGAAGUAUUUCUAAUUGAAAUGCUUUCCCUUCUGUAUAUAACCAGUGUUAAAUCCUUAAAUGCAAUACAGCCUCUGAUUCUUGAGCUUCCUCUGAGAAGAUUUUCUAUUUAUUUUAUGUAGCCGACAUUGCAGUACUGUAUGCUCAAACACAAAUCUUAAAAGUCUCAGAAAUGUUUAGCUCCUGAAAAUAAUUGAAUCUGAAUAAGUGUGUUCUAUGUGUUUUGGUUCCUAGUAAGUGGACAGUAACAUACUCUGUAUCAAACUUAUUGAAAUGGCUAUCAAAGAUGAUCAUUUUUAUGUGAUUUUAGAAAUGUUAAGGCAAUAUUAAUUUUUCAUUAUUGUAGUUUUGUCAGCAUUUCCCCCGGCCAAAAAAGCACGUUUAUGUGAUCUUUUCCCAGACAUACAAGCUUUUUCAAAUGGUAUAAUUUAAUUAGAAUACUAUUGUUAAAUAUUAGCCUGAAUUUUAAAAUGAAUCCUAGAAAAUGCA
This is a messenger RNA of Herpailurus yagouaroundi (jaguarundi), 2061 nucleotides long. RefSeq names its product pantothenate kinase 3 (gene PANK3). Gene Ontology annotation, molecular function: ATP binding; pantothenate kinase activity. The record is from RefSeq and is a predicted model, not a curated record. Bases 249 to 1403 code for a protein of 384 amino acids. The transcript has 7 exons. Gene Ontology annotation, cellular component: nucleus; cytosol. Gene Ontology annotation, biological process: coenzyme A biosynthetic process. NCBI's taxonomy places the organism in Eukaryota, Metazoa, Chordata, Mammalia, Carnivora, Felidae.